This is a messenger RNA of Penicillium soppii, 828 nucleotides long. RefSeq names its product DNA 5'-adenosine monophosphate hydrolase. Bases 1 to 828 code for a protein of 275 amino acids. Gene Ontology annotation, biological process: double-strand break repair; single strand break repair. Gene Ontology annotation, cellular component: nucleus. Gene Ontology annotation, molecular function: double-stranded RNA binding; single-strand break-containing DNA binding; mismatched DNA binding. The record is from RefSeq and is a predicted model, not a curated record. Lineage: Eukaryota; Fungi; Ascomycota; Eurotiomycetes; Eurotiales; Aspergillaceae. The transcript has 2 exons.
AUGGAACCGGAUAAUUCGAACAAGGGCUCCACGGAGCAAGCUGGGAAACCGGAAAAGAGAAAUGCCUUUACCGAGCUCCUGGCUCCCAAAAGCAAGCAACCAAAGCCUGCGGCCAAAGCUGCAUCUAAUCGCAAUGAGGCUAAAGGCAGAGCUACUUUUGGAGCUCGAGAUGGACUAGGCACUUACAUCGCAAAGCCUGAGAGUCAUCGGCUUUAUCCUCUUGGUCCCAGAGUCUACCAUGACGAGGAUUUUGUGGCAAUCCAUGACAUGUUUCCAAAGUCAUCUGUACAUCUUCUUCUCCUCCCUCGCGACCAGUCCAAAACGCGCCUUCACCCAUUUGACGCUUUUGAAGACACCGAAUUUUUGGCGAAGGUGAAAGCCGAAACUUGCAAGCUUCGUGUCUUGGCAGCAGGCGAGUUGAGGCGUAAAUAUGGAAAGGACUCUGUACAGGAGCAACCGAGACAGGCAGCGCUGAGCGCUGAUCCACCGCCGAAUGAGUUACCCCAGGGCCGUGACUGGGGGCAAGAAAUUGUCGCCGGAGUGCAUGCAGUACCAUCCAUGAAUCACUUGCAUGUUCAUGUGUUGUCGGUGGAUAGGUAUAGCGAGCGCCUGAAGCAUCGGAAACACUACAAUAGCUUCUCCACACCAUUUUUCGUGCCAAUUGACGAUUUUCCUCUAGCGCAUGAUGAUGAACGACGAAAGCCGACGGAGCAGGGGUAUCUAAAGCGGGACUUCGCUUGCUGGCGCUGUGGCGAGGUGUUUGGGAAUCGAUUUACUGACUUGAAAAAACAUCUGGAGCACGAGUUUAUGGAGUGGAAGAAAUUGUGA